This is a messenger RNA of Phyllopteryx taeniolatus (common seadragon), 4063 nucleotides long. RefSeq names its product solute carrier family 15 member 4 (gene slc15a4). Gene Ontology annotation, molecular function: transmembrane transporter activity. Bases 580 to 2334 code for a protein of 584 amino acids. Gene Ontology annotation, cellular component: membrane. NCBI's taxonomy places the organism in Eukaryota, Metazoa, Chordata, Actinopteri, Syngnathiformes, Syngnathidae. The transcript has 9 exons. Gene Ontology annotation, biological process: oligopeptide transport; transmembrane transport. The record is from RefSeq and is a predicted model, not a curated record.
AAUUUACCUCAGUGCUUGUUGGACUGUUUACGUGUCCGUCUGCCAUUUGGGUCCCUGGAAACAGCUUUGAAAACAGAUGCCUGACUUCCACCCCUUCAAAGCUGCACGAUAUAAUGACUCGGAAAACAAAACCUUUAACCAGAACAAUAUAAUUUCUCGCAAGUUGAUCACAACAGUGGAGGGGGUCGCGGCGUUAAAAUAAAUAAAUAAAAAAGUAUUCGCGUGUAAACGCCGAAGCACCACUUCCUUCUUUCGAUCCUGUGCCGUCAUAAGCGCUUUAGCAGAUAUCCAAACGACAUGGAUGUAGUAGCUAGCAGUUGGAAAAGUGUAGCGCUGUAGUUAUAGAUCGCUUGUCGAACCACGCGCAAAUGCAACAGCUUGUUGACUGGGCUCGUGUGUCACGGGGUAGUGCUGUGACACUUUUGGUCGACUUCAACAUCUCCGUUGACAAAGUAAACAUUUGGAGGAUAAACAACCUAAAGGUUAAUGGAGAUAACCCACCCCUUGGACGUGUGUCAGUAAUAUUGACGGGCUGAACUCUUCAUUGAAAGAAGCAAGCUCUCAUCAGUUCCGGAGACGAUGGCUGUCAACAAGCAUGCCGACGAGAGCACCCCUCUGUUGGACUCGAACACUGGGACUAAUGUGAGAGCGUCACCACCAUCCGUUUUUCAGGGAAGAAGACUAGCAUGUGCUGCUAUCUUGCUGGCCGAGGCAUUGGAAAGGAUUGCGUUCUACGGCAUCACUUCCAACCUUGUUCUCUUUUUAAACAGUAGUCCUUUCUAUUGGGAGGGCACACAAGCCAGCCAGGCUCCUCUGAUGUUCAUGGGGGUGACUUACCUGAUAUCCCCAUUUGGAGGCUGGUUGGCAGAUGCAUACCUUGGAAAGUUUUGGACUAUUGCCUCGAGUUUGAUUUUGUACUUGAUUGGCAUUCUAUUUUUCCCUUUCCUUUCAAAUGAAGACACCAGAGUAAAUAUAUGUGGAGAAGAGGCGGCUUUUCCUGUGCAACCCGCUGAGUGUCUCAGCACAAACAGUACCCCUCCAAGCAAUGUGACCUGCCCCAUCCGUGCACCCUAUUGUGGCCCCGUAGUCUACAGUGGACUCUUUUUAAUUGCAUUGGGUGUCGGGACUGUCAAGUCAAACAUCACUCCGUUUGGGGCAGACCAGGUCAAAGACAGAGGACCAGAGGCCACACGCCGAUUCUUCAACUGGUUCUACUGGUGCAUUAACCUGGGAGCCAUCCUGUCACUGGGAGGUGUGGCCUACAUCCAGCAAAAUUACAGCUUUGAGCUCGGCUACAUCAUUCCCACUGUGUGCCUUGGGAUUUCCUUCCUGGUUUUCCUCUUGGGCCGCACCGUUUUUAUCACCAAGCCUGCUGAUGGCAGCGCUUUCACUGAUAUGUUUAAGAUACUGAGCUUCGCUUGUUGCUCCUCAAAACCCAAGGAGCCUGACCUGCUUCGAAGCAAUAAACCAACACUAUUGGAUGGUGCCAAAGUGACCUAUGGAGGAAAAUUCCCAGAAGAGAAAGUGGAGGAAUUGAAGUCUUUGGUGAAAAUACUACCAGUUUUCUUAGCCCUUAUUCCAUACUGGACGGUGUAUUUCCAGAUGCAGACAACAUACAUUCUGCAAGGCCUCCAUCUAAAGAUUCCAGUUGCUGCCUCCAAUAGCUCUACUGACUCCCACACGAUGAUGUUUCGCUUCCCGGCAGCCUGGCUCACAAUGUUUGAUGCUGUGCUCAUCCUCAUGCUGAUUCCGCUUAAGGACAAAGUGGUGGACCCUGUUUUGAAACGGCGUGGCCUACUGCCCUCCUCUCUGAAGAGGAUUGCAGUGGGGAUGUUCUUUGUCAUGUGGUCGGCUGUGGCAGCGGGUCUGCUGGAGACAAAACGCCUGGAGAUCAUCAAAGCAAAUGGGCCGAUUGACCAAGUGCUUGGCAACGUAAUCUACUACGCAGCAGAUUUACCCAUUUGGUGGCAAGUGCCUCAAUAUGUGCUGAUAGGCAUCAGUGAAAUAUUUGCCAGCAUUGCAGGACUGGAGUUUGCGUAUUCCGCUGCACCCAAGUCUAUGCAGAGCGCCAUCAUGGGGCUCUUCUUCUUUUUCUCUGGGAUGGGCUCCUUUGUGGGCUCGGGUUUGUUGGCCAUCGUGUCCCUCAAAGAGAUCGGCUGGAUGUCAUCCCACAAAGAUUUUGGAAACAUCAACGACUGCUCGCUGCACUACUACUUCUUUCUGCUGGCCGGGAUUCAGGGCGUCACUCUUCUCAUCUUCCUCAUCGUGACUGUGAAAUACGACAAACAGAGAGGCCAAGCAGGACGCCAAAGGCAAAGACUCAUCUCGUCCUGACCCUGACACACGACCCCGGUAUGGCUCACAUCCUACCUGGCGGUUUCCAGUCCAAUCGAAUCUGUACCUACUAAUCAAAUCCUUCAGUUCUCCACUCACUGGAAUCAAUACAUGUUAAUGUUAUCGUACGUUUUAAGGGGCUCCGUUUUCCCUUUGAAAAUGCUUUUAUAAGACUGUGUGGCUGGUGCUACAUCUGUUUACUCUCUUGCCUUCAUUUGCACUAGAACUGCAAUGGUGUCGGAAGAUACGUUAGAAAAGUCUACGCGCCUCUGUUCAAAUGCAGGUGUUUGUGAUAUUAAAAAAAAAGGAGUCCUUUUAAACUUUGCCACCAUUAAUGUGAAUUGUAAACCUCAAUUAAAAAAAAUAAAUACAUCUUUGCGGUUGCACAAGUCUACACAGUCUCGUUUAUACCUUCGGAUGUGACUGCGUUCAGAACUAACCAAUCACAUUCAAACUCGUGUUGAAUGGGAGUUAGCACACAUCUGCCUCUGAUCAACCCCAAAUAAAGUUCUUUUUAACAUGAGUUUAAAAGUGAUUGGUUAAUUCUGAACACAGACACAGGCCCACUUAUAAAAGGGUGUGCACACUUGUGCAACCUCAUUAUCUUUAUUUUUACUCCCCCCUUGACAAUGUAUUGUGUACAGGUUAUUGAUGACAUUAAUGGUGAGAAAAAGUUUUGAAAUGAUUUAUUUUGGUCUCAUUUUUUACAUUCCAAAAAUCUGGCCUUUGAACAGGGGUGUUUAGACUUUUUCUAUCCACUCAAUAUUGUGAAAAUAUUUUUUUAUUGUCGUUCUUAAUAUUCAGUCAUGGGUGCACUAUUUUUCUAACCACCUUCACUCCUGAUCUUGGUGUGAAACAUCAGUAUUUAGUCAAAUCAUUCAACUAAUGUAUCGACAUGCAUUAAAUGUACUAAUCACACUUUUCUUUUGAAGGGCCGUCGGGGAGCGAGCGUCAGUUACCGAUCGUAUGCACAAAUGGUGUCCAUCAUUAAUAUGCAAAUUCUGGAAUGCCGUUUAGAAUUAAAUAGGACUUUGAAAAUAUUUGCAUUGUUAUUGAUCGUUUCUAUAUUUUUUCAUAUGUUUGAUUAAUUUGAAAUCCACUGGCUCUACACUGAAAGCAACAUGUUGAAAUAUCGAUCCCUCCUUAUGAAUUCAAUGAAGCCUUAAUGAUGAUUAUUGUAUUAUUUUGCGGGGGCAAAGCUGCAAUAUUCAGGUCACUUUGAGAAAUGAGAACGGAAAUACAACUGGAACUAAACUAUCAGUGGUCAAAAAAACUUAAUAAUAAUAAUAAUAAUCCUCCACUGUAAUUGAAAAAUACAUGGAAAAUUUGGUUCAACAAAUUUAUCCACAAGGAUAGACUGCGAUUUUACUGUCUUUCUGUAUAUAUUUUUUUUAUUAUUUAUAGGACUGCCAUUUUAGUGUUAGACUUGUUGUCAAGCUUCCAUUUCGAAUUCUGCAAAAUCUUCUCCAAAAUUUGAAACCGUUCAAUGUAUUAAUGAAAAGUGUGUCUUCGUGCAUUUAAAGCUGCCUUUUGAGUUUUUGUGUUUCAGGGUUUACAGUGGCACUAUUGAGUUACAUUUGUGAAACUAUGCCGGCCAUUAGGGUCAUUUUUGUUUGCGUUUGAUCCAUUGAACAAAUCAUCCUUUUUGUGAGUCUUUCAAUUCUCGAUUUGGGAAUUAUUUGCUGCAUCAAACAGUUUAUUUGUCCAUUAAAAGAUUUCAGAUUCUGAA